This is a messenger RNA of Clupea harengus (Atlantic herring), 3940 nucleotides long. RefSeq names its product immunoglobulin superfamily, member 9b (gene igsf9b). The coding region runs from base 15 to 3839 and encodes 1274 amino acids. Gene Ontology annotation, biological process: cell-cell adhesion. NCBI's taxonomy places the organism in Eukaryota, Metazoa, Chordata, Actinopteri, Clupeiformes, Clupeidae. Gene Ontology annotation, molecular function: protein binding. The record is from RefSeq and is a predicted model, not a curated record. The transcript is spliced from 11 exons. Gene Ontology annotation, cellular component: neuron projection.
CGCGGGUGGUGCGGAUGCCUAGAGAGACCUACCUCCCCGCGGGCAGGGAGGGGGUCAUCAUGUGCCCCGUGCAGGCUGAGCCACCCAUGCAGUUCGUCAACUGGACCAAAGAUGGGGACACCCUGAACUUUGACCAGUUCCCAGGCUGGAUAGUGAACUCUGAGGGCUCCGUGUUCAUCACCACAGCCAAUGAUGACGCAGUGGGCGUGUACACCUGCACCGCAUACAACAGCUACGGCACCAUGGGCCAGUCCGAGCCCACACAGGUCAUCCUGCAGGACCCCCCUGCGUUUAACGUGACCCCACGGGCCGAGUACCUGCAGGAGGUGGGAAGGGACCUGCUCAUCCCCUGCACCGUCACCGGAGACCCCACCCCCAACAUCACCUGGGCCAAGGUUGGCCCCGUUCCUCGUUCUCCGUUCUCCGUGUUCUCUAACGGUUCUCUGCUUCUCCGGCCGCUGAGCAAGGACCACCAGGGAGCGUGGGAGUGUACAGCCAGUAACCGCGUAGCAACCGCCACCGUGGCAACAGUCGUUCUAGUCCUAGGUACGAGUCCGCACGCCGUGUCCUCCGUGUCCGUGUCGCCUGAGAUGCACCAGGCCAACGUGUCGUGGGAGCCCGGCUUCGACGGAGGAUACACUCAGAAGUUCACCGUCUGGGUGAAGCCGACGGCCCGGGGCAAACACGAGUGGCAGUCUCUGACGGUGCCCACGACCAAAACCAACCUGCUGGUGACGGGGCUGCUGGCCGGAACCAGCUACCAGUUCAGCGUGCUGCCCCAGAACAAGCUGGGCUCAGGGCCCUUCAGCGAGAUCGUCACCGUCAGAACCACAGCCCCACCCACAGACCCACCCACUGUGGUGUCCACGUUAGCAGCGCUAGCUCCUCCCACAUCGCUGUCAGUCAAUCGCACCUCAGAGGGCAUUCUCCUGCAGUGGGUCCCGCCCCCCGGGGAAUCUCUACCAAUCACAAGCUUCGUCCUGCAGGCUCGGCUUGAGGGGGGGAAGUGGGUGACCCUGAAUGGAACUAUCGACGCCAACAGCACUAACAUGCUAGUGCUGGGCCUGCUCAAGGACUCCCUCUAUGACCUGCGGAUGCUGACGCGUAGAGACCAACUGGUCAGCGAACCGAGUGAAUCAGUCAACUUCUCCACUUCAGGGAUGGACAUGUACCCCUCCUCCAACCUGCUGGCCUUCAUCCCAGAGCCUCUCCUGGCGGGCGUGAUCGCAGGAGUGUGCUUCCUUUUCGCCACCAUCGUGCUGUCGCUGGUCACGAUCUGCUUCAUGAGUCACAGGAGAGAGAGGAAGAAGCGCAAGCGGAGAAACGAUAUCCCCUCAGCCCUUCGGAGGACUCCGUCUCCAGAACUUCGCUCGCCCAAUGGCAGCCCUGACAGCGUGCUGAAGAUGAAGCUGUGCCCCCCCCUGUCCUUCUUCCCCAGCUCCUCCUCUUCCUCGGACCGCUCCUCCUUCGACAAAGGCAGCCGCAGCGAGUACCACGACCAGCGCAAGCAGCUGCUGGCCAGCUCCUCACCGCCCCCGCGCUACACCUUCUUCGAGAGCCACAUGGGGGGGUCGCCCUCCCCCACCUCCGCCCUGGAGUCCAUCGCCCGAGGCCCCGACGGGCGCUUCGUUGUCCAGGGUUACGCCCCGGGCUCCACCCCCGCCCACAUCAAGAGGAGCCUGAAGAAGGAGUUCCCACAAUCCCCUGGGAGGGACAGCAGUCGGGGGGGUUCUCUUCGGGACUCCCCCAAACCCGGCCUCUUACACCCAGACAAGCAGGAGAAGAGGGGCUCUCCCCUCGCUCUGACUGUGGAGGCGCCCCCCCACCUGGAGAAGCUGACCCAGUCUCCGGGCCGAGUCAGAAUCAUGGCCCGCAACUUCUCCCGGCACGGCUGCUUCUACUCGGACGACGGGCAGGGCUGCUCGGAGGCUCUGCUGGAGCGGGCCAGCUUCCACUCCGACUGCAGUGAGAAACGGGCCCGAGACUCCCUGAAGCGGUUCCGUGUGCUGGGCAACCCCGAGGACCUCUUUCCCGGGUUGGGCCACCGGGCUACGGGCCUGGAGCGCGAGAGGCUCCCCCACGCCAGCUACCAGCCAAUGGACCGGGACAGCCAGCUGAGCCCCAACAGCACGGUUCUGACCCGAGUGGAGGGCGAGAGCGACCUGAGCCGGUGCCUGCAGCUGGCGCGGGAGCGCGAGGAGAUGGAGAGGGAGCUGGAGGGGUACACCUCUGGUUGCCAUGGGCGCGAGCGAACCAGGGAGGAGCGGCGGGCCAAGUCCGUCAGCCCCCUCCGCACCUGCCGCAGCCCCGCGCCCAUGGCAACCAGAGCGCCGGAGCAGGAGGAGGACCCGGUGUGGAAACCCCAGGAUGUGAGCCUGCGCCCGAGGACCCAGCGGCCCAGCAGCUUGGCACACAGGGCGUCGGACUACAGGAGGGCCUGCUACUUCAGCAACACCAGCAGCCCCAUGGGCCGCGUGCUGCCCAACUCCACCUCCCACAUCUCCUGGGACAUCAGCCCCGUCAGUUCGCCCACUAGCCUGGUGCCCCCCCAUAGUCUGUCAGAGGGGAACGCGCUGCACGCCUUGCGCCCCCUCUCCCCCCUCAGGGUGCCUCCUGCGGACGACUCCGCAGCUGUGGACGGCUCUCGCUCCCCCGUCACCCAGUGCACCUCCCUGUCCCUCCUCUCUCCUACUUCACACGGCCCGGUGACCUCUGACCUCGGCCUGGCCGGGAGUCUGUGGCUUGACCGGUCUGCUGAGAGACACCCGGCGGAGGUGCUGUUGGGCCGGUCCCCUACAGUUGAUCAGAUCCGGGUUGAGGUGAGAGAAUCUGAGUCGGGGCCCUCGGGGGCCCCACCUUUCCCUGUGUGCAACGACCCUCUCCAGUCGGUGUCUGCAAGCGUGCGGCGCAUCGAGGCGGAGCGAGCUGCGAGUCCUCGGCCGACCCUGCAGGACUCCAGCAGACCGGCGUCCCCUGUGCCAGAGGUGCCAGGCAGGGACGAGGAGCGCGCCGGGCCCAGCCGCACCCCCUCGGGCUGCUCCACCCUCCCCUACGAGCAGCAGAGGCCGGGCACCCGGGGGAAGGCCCCCGCCCGGGACGGCACCACCGUGGAGGAUCUGGCCAGCUCGUCAGCGCUGCUGGACCCGGAGAGGGAGGCGGUGCGGGCGCGGUCCAGGAAGAGCGAGCGGCUGCAGUUCGACGAGAGCCCGGGCCGCGCCUCGCCCCUGACCCUGCUGGAGAACGAGUGCGAGAGCGACCAGUCCAACUUCUCGCGCAUGUCCGAGAGCUUGAAGGCCCGGCUGGUCCCCCCGCUGCCUUCCAGGAUGUCCCCCGUGCAGACCAGCGCCAUCCUGGAGUACCUGAGCAUGCCGGGCUUCAUCGAGAUGAGUGUGGACGAGCCGGUGGAGGAGAGCGCCGCUCCCUCACCGACCCUCUGGCCCAGCUCCGACCCCGAGGCCUCCUCUCUGCUCACGGGAGAACCCGACGUCGUCCCCAAAAACUGGGACGCUCACACACAGGACGGCUCCCCACCGAGCCUCACCCAGCAGGUAGGGGUGGUAGAGGAAAACAAAACACCCGUAAUUCCCGUGGGGCAGCCCAGCGCCUCGGAGGCACCAUCACAAAGGAGCUCUGUCUCCAGGGACUCCCGACUCCAGCCGCCUGCUCCUGAGGCAGGUGUGAAGUCUCUGAGUCCAGACAGUAGCCAGCCUCUGCUCUCUGUGAAGUCUGUGAGUCCAGCCCGUCAGGCUCAGCGGAUGGGCUCCGAUGUGGCUCACACCCUCGUCAGCACAGCCAGGGAGCGUUGCCGCGGUCGCCUCGGGAACCCCGGAGCGGUUUGAGCGUCUGCCCCCGCAGUCCAGCUCCAGGGACCCCCAGAGGGAGCGCUCGCAGGCCAGCAGGACCAAUAAGAUCGCCUCCCGCAUCUACCAGGCCCCCGUCC